Molecule: messenger RNA, 1119 nt
Organism: Lecanosticta acicola
Lineage: Eukaryota; Fungi; Ascomycota; Dothideomycetes; Mycosphaerellales; Mycosphaerellaceae
Source: the annotation of a GenBank genome assembly
AUGGCUGGUGGCAGCACUUUCACCUGGUGCCACGCCCUCCGCCUCGACUCAAACAAGAGUCCCUUCGCUUCACCUCUACCGAAAACUCACACAGCCUUCUCCGACGUCCAGCCCGUCUCCCACACACGCCACAACAUCGCCGGCCUCCUCACAACGGUCUACGGAGUCUCCGAGUUGCCCCAAUUACCCUCCGCCGUCGUCUGUCUCUGGCUCCUCCACGGUCGAGGAGAUACGCAAGAUAGCAUGGCUUACACCGCCGCCGCAAUGCUCAAGGCCUGGAAUACCGACAAGAGACGGAGAAACGAAGGGGGCAAAGGACUGAUAUGCGUCUGUUUCGACCAGAGGAACCAUGGAUCCCGAAUGAUAGAAAACGCAAACAACGUUUCCUGGAAACAGGGAAACCCGACCCAUGGACUGGACAUGUUCAAUACCUACGCCGGCACUGCACACGACCUGUCCCUCCUGAUCGCGCAGAUACAGCAUUACCUGCCCUUCAAAAUCUCGGAGCAUAUCUGCGGAGGCGUCAGUCUGGGCGGACAUGCUACGUGGAACGUUCUCAUGCGCGAACCGCGCGUCACGGCGGGGAUGGUCGUCAUUGGAUGUCCGGAUUACAUUCGUCUGAUGACCGAUCGUGCGAUACGGAGUAAAGUCCCCUCGACCCUCACAUCGGAUCCUCCAGGCAAGGACUUUCUGGGCUCCAAGGAUUUCCCGCAGAGUUUGAUCGCUACAGUGGAAGAACACGAUCCGGCGGGGAUUCUGUUGAGUGAGUUGGAUGUGUACUCACCGCAUGAUGUUAGGCAUGACCCUUCGGAGAGUGAAGUGAAACGCUUAAGACCUAUCAUUGAGAGGACUUUGGCGGGAAAGAAGAUCAUUUGCUUGAGUGGUGGCAAGGAUGGUUUGGUACCAUAUGCUCAGAGCGAACCGUUCCUAUCCUGGCUGAAACGGGCGGUUGACAAGGAGAAUGGCUGGGCAAAGGACCAAGGCAUCGAGCUGGAAGACGUCGUCGACGCGGAAUCCGGACACGCCUUCUCCGCCGUAAUGCGCAAAGAGGCCGAACGCUGGCUCUGCGACCUCCUAUCAGACGAGACCCGCCACUCGAAUCGAGAUUUCAAACUUUGA